AUGCAACCGAUUGCGCCGUACAACACGUUCAACGCGCAGCCACCGCAGCCUUUCCCCACGGAUAUCCUCCACAAGGCUAUCAAAUGCAAGUCUAUCCUCCACAAGCCUAUCCACCGCAAGUCUAUCCUCAACAAGCCUAUCCACCGCAAGGGUAUGCUGCACCAGGGUAUGCUCCACAAGGCAACGUCCAACAGGGAUAUUAUCCUCAAGGACAUGGCCAACAAGGGUAUGUACAGCCAGGAUAUCAACCACUGCAAACCAUACCGCAAGGAUAUGGCCAACCAUAUCCAAGCCAAGGCCCAAUGGCAACACAUCCAAGCGCAUCCUAUGUUCAAGGGCUGGAUUUUCCUGCCCCACAACAACCGUAUGCGCAACUAUAUGCCGCUGCUCCUGUGA
Molecule: messenger RNA, 396 nt
Organism: Parastagonospora nodorum SN15
Lineage: Eukaryota; Fungi; Ascomycota; Dothideomycetes; Pleosporales; Phaeosphaeriaceae
Exons: 2
Coding region: 1-396 (131 amino acids)
Source: RefSeq, a predicted model, not a curated record